Messenger RNA from Closterium sp. Yama58-4, 12459 nucleotides. NCBI's taxonomy places the organism in Eukaryota, Viridiplantae, Streptophyta, Zygnematophyceae, Desmidiales, Closteriaceae. The record is from the annotation of a GenBank genome assembly.
AUGGGGGUGAUUGGGAUUGGGAUUGGGAUUCGGAUUCGGAUUGGGAUUGGGAUUGGGAUUGGGAUUGGCUGCGGGAUUGGGAUUGGGAUUGGGAUUGGGAUUGGCUGCGGGAUUGGGAUUGGGAUUGGGAUUGGGAUUGGCUGCGGGAUUGGGAUUGGCUGCGGGAUUGGGAUUGGGAUUGGGAUUGGCUGCGGGAUUGGGAUUGGGAUUGGGAUUGGGAUUGGGAUUGGGAUUGGGAUUGGCUGCGGGAUUGGGAUUGGGAUUGGGAUUGGGAUUGGCUGCGGGAUUGGGAUUGGCUGCGGGAUCGGGAUUGGGAUUGGGAUUGGGAUUGGGAUUGGGAUUGGGAUUGGGAUUGGGAUUGGCUGCGGGAUUGGGAUUGGGAUUGGGAUUGGGAUUGGCUGCGGGAUUGGGAUUGGCUGCGGGAUUGGGAUUGGGAUUGGGAUUGGGAUUGGCUGCGGGAUUGGGAUUGGGAUUGGCUGCGGGAUUGGGAUUGGGAUUGGGAUUGGGAUUGGGAUUGGGAUUGGGAUUGGGAUUGGGAUUGGGAUUGGCUGCGGGAUUGGGAUUGGGAUUGGCUGCGGGAUUGGGAUUGGGAUUGGCUGCGGGAUUGGGAUUGGGAUUGGGAUUGGGAUUGGGAUUGGGAUUGGCUGCGGGAUUGGGAUUGGGAUUGGGAUUGGCUGCGGGAUUGGGAUUGGGAUUGGGAUUGGGAUUGGGAUUGGGAUUGGGAUUGGCUGCGGGAUUGGGAUUGGGAUUGGGAUUGGGAUUGGCUGCGGGAUUGGGAUUGGGAUUGGGAUUGGGAUUGGGAUUGGGAUUGGGAUUGGGAUUGGGAUUGGGAUUGGGAUUGGCUGCGGGAUUGGGAUUGGGAUUGGGAUUGGCUGCGGGAUUGGGAUUGGGAUUGGGAUUGGGAUUGGGAUUGGGAUUGGGAUUGGGAUUGGGAUUGGGAUUGGGAUUGGGAUUGGGAUUGGGAUUGGGAUUCGGAUUCGGAUUGGGAUUGGGAUUCGGAUUCGGAUUGUUGUUGGGAUUGGGAUUGGGAUUGGGAUUGGGAUUGGGAUUGGCUGCGGGAUUGGGAUUGGGAUUGGGAUUGGGAUUGGCUGCGGGAUUGGGAUUGGGAUUGGCUACGGGAGCGGGAUUGGGAUUGGGAUUGGGAUUGGGAUUGGCUGCGGGAUUGGGAUUGGGAUUGGGAUUGGGAUUGGGAUUGGCUGCGGGAUUGGGAUUAGGAUUGAGAUUGGCUGCGGGAUUGGGAUUGGGAUUGGGAUUGGGAUUGGGAUUGGGAUUGGCUGCGGGAUUGGGAUUGGGAUUGGGAUUGGCUGCGGGAUUGGGAUUGGGAUUGGGAUUGGGAUUGGCUGCGGGAUUGGGAUUGGGAUUGGGAUUGGGAUUGGGAUUGGGAUUGGCUGCGGGAUUGGGAUUGGGAUUGGGAUUGGGAUUGGGAUUGGCUGCGGGAUUGGCUGCGGGAUUGGGAUUGGGAUUGGGAUUGGGAUUGGCUGCGGGAUUGGGAUUGGGAUUGGGAUUGGCUGCGGGAUUGGGAUUGGGAUUGGGAUUGGCUGCGGGAUUGGGAUUGGGAUUGGGAUUGGGAUUGGCUGCGGGAUUGGGAUUGGGAUUGGGAUUGGGAUUGGGAUUGGCUGCGGGAUUGGGAUCGGGAUUGGGAUUGGGAUUGGGAUUGGCUGCGGGAUUGGGAUUGGGAUUGGGAUUGGCUGCGGGAUUGGGAUUGGGAUUGGGAUUGGGAUUGGCUGCGGGAUUGGGAUUGGGAUUGGGAUUGGGAUUGGCUGCGGGAUUGGGAUUGGAUUUGGGAUUGGGAUUGGGAUUGGGAUUGGGAUUGGGAUUGGGAUUGGGAUUGGGAUUGGGAUUGGGAUUGGGAUUCGGAUUCGGAUUUGGAUUCGGAUUCGGAUUGGGAUUCGGAUUGGGAUUGGGAUUGGGAUUCGGAUUGGGAUUCGGAUUGGCAUUUGGAUUGGGAUUCGGAUUGGGAUUCGGAUUGGGAUUGGGAUUGGGAUUGGGAUUGGGAUUGGCUGCGGGAUUGGCUGCGGGAUUGGGAUUGGGAUUGGCUGCGGGAUUGGGAUUGGGAUUGGGAUUGGGAUUGGGAUUGGGAUUGGGAUUGGCUGCGGGAUUGGGAUUGGGAUUGGGAUUGGGAUUGGCUGCGGGAUUGGGAUUGGGAUUGGGAUUGGGAUUGGGAUUGGGAUUGGGAUUGGGAUUGGGAUUGGGAUUGGGAUUCGGAUUUGGAUUGGGAUUGGGAUUGGGAUUGGCUGCGGGAUUGGGAUUGGGAUUGGGAUUGGGAUUGGCUGCGGGAUUGGGAUUGGGAUUGGGAUUGGGAUUGGCUGCGGGAUUGGGAUUGGGAUUGGGAUUGGGAUUGGGAUUGGCUGCGGGAUUGGGAUUGGGAUUGGGAUUGGGAUUGGGAUUGGCUGCGGGAUUGGGAUUGGGAUUGGGAUUGGCUGCGGGAUUGGGAUUGGGAUUGGGAUUGGGAUUGGGAUUGGGAUUGGCUGCGGGAUUGGGAUUGGGAUUGGGAUUAAGACUGGGAUUGGGAUUGGGAUUGGGAUUGGGAUUGGGAUUGGGAUUGGGAUUGGGAUUGGGAUUGGGAUUGGGAUUGGGAUUGGGAUUGGGAUUGGGAUUGGGAUUGGCUGCGGGAUUGGCUGCGGGAUUGGGAUUGGGAUUGGCUGCGGGAUUGGGAUUGGGAUUGGGAUUGGGAUUGGGAUUGGGAUUGGGAUUGGGAUUGGCUGCGGGAUUGGGAUUGGGAUUGGGAUUGGGAUUGGCUGCGGGAUUGGGAUUGGGAUUGGGAUUCGGAUAGGGAUUGGGAUUGGGAUUCGGAUUGGGAUUCGGAUUGGGAUUGGGAUUGGGAUUCGAAUUGGGAUUGGGAUUGGGAUUGGCUGCGGGAUUGGGAUUGGGAUUGGGAUUGGCUGCGGGAUUGGGAUUGGGAUUGGGAUUCGGAUUGAGAUUGGGAUUGGGAUUCGGAUUGGGAUUCGGAUUGGGAUUGGGAUUGGGAUUGGGAUUGGGAUUGGGAUUGGGAUUGGGAUUGGGAUUGGGAUUGGGAUUCGGAUUCGGAUUCGGAUUGGGAUUGGGAUUGGGAUUGGCUGCGGGAUUGGGAUUGGCUGCGGGAUUGGGAUUGGGAUUGGGAUUGGGAUUGGCUGCGGGAUUGGGAUUGGGAUUGGGAUUGGGAUUGGGAUUGGGAUUGGGAUUGGGAUUGGGAUUGGGAUUGGGAUUGGGAUUGGGAUUGGCUGCGGGAUUGGGAUUGGGAUUGGGAUUGGGAUUGGGAUUGGGAUUGGGAUUGGCUGCGGGAUUGGGAUUGGGAUUGGGAUUGGGAUUGGGAUUGGGAUUGGGAUUGGGAUUGGGAUUGGGAUUGGGAUUGGGAUUGGGAUUGGGAUUGGGAUUGGGAUUGGGAUUGGGAUUGGGAUUGGGAUUGGGAUUGGGAUUGGCUGCGGGAUUUGCUGCGAGAUUGGGAUUGGGAUUGGCUGCGGGAUUGGGAUUGGGAUUGGGAUUGGGAUUGGGAUUGGGAUUGGGAUUGGGAUUGGCUGCGGGAUUGGGAUUGGGAUUGGGAUUGGGAUUGGGAUUGGGAUUUGGAUUUGGAUUCGGAUUGGGAUUCGGAUUGGGAUUGGGAUUGGGAUUGGGAUUGGGAUUGGGAUUGGGAUUGGCUGCGGGAUUUGCUGCGGGAUUGAGAUUGGGCUUGGGAUUGGCUGCGGGAUUGGGAUUGGGAUUGGGAUUGGGAUUGGCUGCGGGAUUGGGAUUGGGAUUGGGAUUGGGAUUGGGAUUGGGAUUGGGAUUGGGAUUGGGAUUGGGAUUGGGAUUGGGAUUGGGAUUCGAAUUGGGAUUGGGAUUGGGAUUGGCUGCGGGAUUGGGAUUGGGAUUGGGAUUGGCUGCGGGAUUGGGAUUGGGAUUGGGAUUGGCUGCGGGAUUGGGAUUCGGAUUGAGAUUGGGAUUGGGAUUCGGAUUGGGAUUGGGAUUGGGAUUCGGAUUCUGAUUCGGAUUCGGAUUCGGAUUGGGAUUGGGAUUGGCUGCGGGAUUGGGAUUGGCUGCGGGAUUGGGAUUGGGAUUGGGAUUGGGAUUGGGAUUGGGAUUGGGAUUGGGAUUGGGAUUGGGAUUGGGAUUGGGAUUGGGAUUGGGAUUGGGAUUGGGAUUGGGAUUGGGAUUGGCUGCGGGAUUGGGAUUGGGAUUGGGAUUGGGAUUGGGAUUGGGAUUGGGAUUGGGAUUGGGAUUGGGAUUGGGAUUGGGAUUGGGAUUGGGAUUGGGAUUGGGAUUGGGAUUGGGAUUGGGAUUGGCUGCGGGAUUGGGAUUGGGAUUGGGAUUGGGAUUGGGAUUGGGAUUGGGAUUGGGAUUGGGAUUGGGAUUGGGAUUGGGAUUGGGAUUGGGAUUGGGAUUGGGAUUGGGAUUGGGAUUGGCUGCGGGAUUGGGAUUGGGAUUGGGAUUGGGAUUGGGAUUGGGAUUGGGAUUGGGAUUGGGAUUGGGAUUGGGAUUGGGAUUGGGAUUGGGAUUGGGAUUGGGAUUGGCUGCGGGAUUGGGAUUGGGAUUCGGAUUCGGAUUGGGAUUCGGAUUGGGAUUGGAAUUGGGAUUCGGAUCGGGAUUCAGAUUGGGAUUAGGAUUGGGAUUGGGGUUGGGAUUGGGAUUGGGAUUGGGAUUCGGAUUCGGAUUCGGAUUCGGAUUGGGAUUGGGAUUGGCUGCGGGAUUGGGAUUGGCUGCGGGAUUGGGAUUGGGAUUGGGAUUGGGAUUGGGAUUGGCUGCGGGAUUGGGAUUGGGAUUGGGAUUGGCUGCGGGAUUGGGAUUGGGAUUGGGAUUGGGAUUGGCUGCGGGAUUGGGAUUGGGAUUGGGAUUGGGAUUGGGAUUGGCUGCGGGAUUGGGAUCGGGAUUGGGAUUGGGAUUGGGAUUGGCUGCGGGAUUGGGAUUGGGAUUGGGAUUGGCUGCGGGAUUGGGAUUGGGAUUGGGAUUGUGAUUGCGAUUGGGAUUGGGAUUGGGAUUGGGAUUGGGAUUGGGAUUGGGAUUGGGAUUGGGAUUGGCUGCGGGAUUGGGAUUGGGAUUGGGAUUGGGAUUGGGAUUGGGAUUGGGAUUGGGAUUGGGAUUGGCUGCGGGAUUGGGAUUGGGAUUGGCUGCGGGAUUGGGAUUGGGAUUGGGAUUGGGAUUGGGAUUGGGAUUGGGAUUGGGAUUGGUAUGGGGAUUGGGAUUGGCUGCGGGAUUGGGAUUGGGAUUGGGAUUGGGAUUGGCUGCGGGAUUGGGAUUGGGAUUGGGAUUGGGAUUGGCUGCGGGAUUGGGAUUGGGAUUGGGAUUGGGAUUGGCUGCGGGAUUGGGAUUGGGAUUGGGAUUGGGAUUGGCUGCGGGAUUGGGAUUGGGAUUGGGAUUGGGAUUGGGAUUGGGAUUGGGAUUGGGAUUGGGAUUGGGAUUCGGAUUCGGAUUUGGAUUCGGAUUCGGAUUGGGAUUCGGAUUGGGAUUGGGAUUGGGAUUCGGAUUGGGAUUCGGAUUGGCAUUUGGAUUGGGAUUCGGAUUGGGAUUCGGAUUGGGAUUGGGAUUGGGAUUGGCUGCGGGAUUGGCUGCGGGAUUGGCUGCGGGAUUGGGAUUGGGAUUGGCUGCGGGAUUGGGAUUGGGAUUGGGAUUGGGAUUGGGAUUGGGAUUGGGAUUGGCUGCGGGAUUGGGAUUGGGAUUGGGAUUGGGAUUGGCUGCGGGAUUGGGAUUGGGAUUGGGAUUGGGAUUGGGAUUGGGAUUGGGAUUGGGAUUGGGAUUGGGAUUGGGAUUCGGAUUUGGAUUGGGAUUGGGAUUGGGAUUGGCUGCGGGAUUGGGAUUGGGAUUGGGAUUGGGAUUGGCUGCGGGAUUGGGAUUGGGAUUGGGAUUGGGAUUGGCUGCGGGAUUGGGAUUGGGAUUGGGAUUGGGAUUGGGAUUGGCUGCGGGAUUGGGAUUGGGAUUGGGAUUGGGAUUGGGAUUGGCUGCGGGAUUGGGAUUGGGAUUGGGAUUGGCUGCGGGAUUGGGAUUGGGAUUGGGAUUGGGAUUGGGAUUGGGAUUGGCUGCGGGAUUGGGAUUGGGAUUGGGAUUAAGACUGGGAUUGGGAUUGGGAUUGGGAUUGGGAUUGGGAUUGGGAUUGGGAUUGGGAUUGGGAUUGGGAUUGGGAUUGGGAUUGGGAUUGGGAUUGGGAUUGGGAUUGGCUGCGGGAUUGGCUGCGGGAUUGGGAUUGGGAUUGGCUGCGGGAUUGGGAUUGGGAUUGGGAUUGGGAUUGGGAUUGGGAUUGGGAUUGGGAUUGGCUGCGGGAUUGGGAUUGGGAUUGGGAUUGGGAUUGGCUGCGGGAUUGGGAUUGGGAUUGGGAUUCGGAUAGGGAUUGGGAUUGGGAUUCGGAUUGGGAUUCGGAUUGGGAUUGGGAUUGGGAUUCGAAUUGGGAUUGGGAUUGGGAUUGGCUGCGGGAUUGGGAUUGGGAUUGGGAUUGGCUGCGGGAUUGGGAUUGGGAUUGGGAUUCGGAUUGAGAUUGGGAUUGGGAUUCGGAUUGGGAUUCGGAUUGGGAUUGGGAUUGGGAUUGGGAUUGGGAUUGGGAUUGGGAUUGGGAUUGGGAUUCGGAUUCGGAUUCGGAUUGGGAUUGGGAUUGGGAUUGGCUGCGGGAUUGGGAUUGGCUGCGGGAUUGGGAUUGGGAUUGGGAUUGGGAUUGGCUGCGGGAUUGGGAUUGGGAUUGGGAUUGGGAUUGGGAUUGGGAUUGGGAUUGGGAUUGGGAUUGGGAUUGGGAUUGGGAUUGGGAUUGGCUGCGGGAUUGGGAUUGGGAUUGGGAUUGGGAUUGGGAUUGGGAUUGGGAUUGGCUGCGGGAUUGGGAUUGGGAUUGGGAUUGGGAUUGGGAUUGGGAUUGGGAUUGGGAUUGGGAUUGGGAUUGGGAUUGGGAUUGGGAUUGGGAUUGGGAUUGGGAUUGGGAUUGGGAUUGGGAUUGGGAUUGGGAUUGGGAUUGGCUGCGGGAUUUGCUGCGAGAUUGGGAUUGGGAUUGGCUGCGGGAUUGGGAUUGGGAUUGGGAUUGGGAUUGGGAUUGGGAUUGGGAUUGGGAUUGGCUGCGGGAUUGGGAUUGGGAUUGGGAUUGGGAUUGGGAUUGGGAUUUGGAUUUGGAUUCGGAUUGGGAUUCGGAUUGGGAUUGGGAUUGGGAUUGGGAUUGGGAUUGGGAUUGGCUGCGGGAUUUGCUGCGGGAUUGAGAUUGGGCUUGGGAUUGGCUGCGGGAUUGGGAUUGGGAUUAGAAUUGGGAUUGGCUGCAGGAUUGGGAUUCGGAUUGGGAUUCGGAUUGGGAUUGGGAUUGGGAUUCGGAUUGGGAUUGGGAUUGGGAUUGGGAUUGGGAUUCGAAUUGGGAUUGGGAUUGGGAUUGGCUGCGGGAUUGGGAUUGGGAUUGGGAUUGGCUGCGGGAUUGGGAUUGGGAUUGGGAUUGGCUGCGGGAUUGGGAUUCGGAUUGAGAUUGGGAUUGGGAUUCGGAUUGGGAUUGGGAUUGGGAUUCGGAUUCUGAUUCGGAUUCGGAUUCGGAUUGGGAUUGGGAUUGGCUGCGGGAUUGGGAUUGGCUGCGGGAUUGGGAUUGGGAUUGGGAUUGGGAUUGGGAUUGGGAUUGGGAUUGGGAUUGGGAUUGGGAUUGGGAUUGGGAUUGGGAUUGGGAUUGGGAUUGGGAUUGGGAUUGGGAUUGGCUGCGGGAUUGGGAUUGGGAUUGGGAUUGGGAUUGGGAUUGGGAUUGGGAUUGGGAUUGGGAUUGGGAUUGGGAUUGGGAUUGGGAUUGGGAUUGGGAUUGGGAUUGGGAUUGGGAUUGGGAUUGGCUGCGGGAUUGGGAUUGGGAUUGGGAUUGGGAUUGGGAUUGGGAUUGGGAUUGGGAUUGGGAUUGGGAUUGGGAUUGGGAUUGGGAUUGGGAUUGGGAUUGGGAUUGGGAUUGGGAUUGGGAUUGGGAUUGGGAUUGGGAUUGGGAUUGGGAUUGGGAUUGGGAUUGGGAUUGGCUGCGGGAUUGGGAUUGGGAUUCGGAUUCGGAUUGGGAUUCGGAUUGGGAUUGGAAUUGGGAUUCGGAUCGGGAUUCAGAUUGGGAUUAGGAUUGGGAUUGGGGUUGGGAUUGGGAUUGGGAUUGGGAUUCGGAUUCGGAUUCGGAUUCGGAUUGGGAUUGGGAUUGGCUGCGGGAUUGGGAUUGGCUGCGGGAUUGGGAUUGGGAUUGGGAUUGGGAUUGGGAUUGGUAUUUGGAUUGGGAUUGGGAUUGGGAUUGGGAUUGGGAUUGGCUGCGGGAUUGGGAUUGGGAUUGGGAUUGGGAUUGGGAUUGGGAUUGGGAUUUUCUGCGGGAUUGGGAUUGGGAUUGGGAUUGGCUGCGGGAUUGGGAUUGGGAUUGGGAUUCGGAUUGAGAUUGGGAUUGGGAUUCGGAUUGGGAUUCGGAUUGGGAUUGGGAUUGGGAUUGGGAUUGGGAUUGGGAUUGGGAUUAGGAUUCGGAUUCGGAUUCAGAUUCGGAUUCGGAUUGGGAUUGGGAUUGGCUGCGGGAUUGGGAUUGGCUGCGGGAUUGGGAUUGGGAUUGGGAUUGGGAUUGGCUGCGGGAUUGGGAUUGGGAUUGGGAUUGGGAUUGGGAUUGGGAUUGGGAUUGGGAUUGGGAUUGGGAUUGGGAUUGGGAUUGGGAUUGGGAUUGGGAUUGGGAUUGGGAUUGGGAUUGGCUGCGGGAUUGGGAUUGGGAUUGGGAUUGGGAUUGGCUGCGGGAUUGGGAUUGGGAUUGGGAUUGGCUGCGGGAUUGGGAUUGGGAUUGGGAUUGGGAUUGGGAUUGGGAUUGGGAUUGGGAUUGGGAUUGGGAUUGGGAUUGGCUGCGGGAUUGGGAUUGGGAUUGGGAUUGGGAUUGGGAUUGGGAUUGGGAUUGGGAUUGGGAUUCGAAUUGGGAUUGGGAUUGGGAUUGGCUGCGGGAUUGGGAUUGGGAUUGGGAUUGGCUGCGGGAUUGGGAUUGGGAUUGGGAUUGGGAUUGGGAUUGGGAUUGGGAUUGGGAUUGGGAUUGGGAUUGGGAUUCGGAUUCGGAUUCUGAUUCGGAUUCGGAUUCGGAUUGGGAUUGGGAUUGGCUGCGGGAUUGGGAUUGGCUGCGGGAUUGGGAUUGGGAUUGGGAUUGGGAUUGGCUGCGGGAUUGGGAUUGGGAUUGGGAUUGGGAUUGGGAUUGGGAUUGGGAUUGGGAUUGGGCUUGGUAUUGGGAUUGGGAUUGGGAUUUGGAUUGGGAUUGGGAUUGGGAUUGGGAUUGGGAUUGGGAUUGGCUGCGGGAUUGGGAUUGGGAUUGGGAUUGGGAUUGGGAUUGGGAUUGGGAUUGGGAUUGGGAUUGGGAUUGGGAUUGGGAUUGGGAUUGUCAUUGGGAUUGGGAUUGGGAUUGGAAUUGGGAUUGGGAUUGGGAUUGGGAUUGGGAUUGGGAUUGGGAUUGGGAUUGGGAUUGGGAUUGGGAUUGGGAUUGGGAUUGGGAUUGGCUGCGGGAUUGGGAUUGGGAUUGGGAUUGGGAUUGGGAUUGGGAUUGGGAUUGGGAUUGGGAUUGGGAUUGGGAUUGGGAUUGGGAUUGGGAUUGGGAUUGGGAUUGGGAUUGGGAUUGGGAUUGGGAUUGGCUGCGGGAUUGGGAUUGGGAUUGGGAUUGGGAUUGGGAUUGGGAUUGGGAUUGGGAUUGGGAUUGGGAUUGGGAUUGGGAUUGGGAUUGGGAUUGGGAUUCGGAUUCGGAUUCGGAUUCGGAUUCGGAUUGGGAUUGGGAUUGGCUGCGGGAUUGGGAUUGGCUGCGGGAUUGGGAUUGGGAUUGGGAUUGGGAUUGGGAUUCGGAUUCGGAUUCGGAUUGGGAUUGGGAUUGGGAUUCGGAUUCGGAUUCGGAUUGGGAUUGGCUGCGGGAUUGGGAUUGGGAUUGGGAUUGGCUGCGGGAUUGGGAUUGGGAUUGGGAUUGGGAUUGGGAUUGGGAUUGGCUGCGGGAUUGGGAUUGGGAUUGGGAUUGGGAUUGGCUGCGGGAUUGGGAUUGGGAUUGGGAUUGGGAUUGGGAUUGGGAUUGGGAUUGGGAUUGGGAUUGGGAUUGGGAUUGGGAUUGGGAUUCGAAUUGGGAUUGGGAUUGGGAUUGGCUGCGGGAUUGGGAUUGGGAUUGGGAUUGGCUGCGGGAUUGGGAUUGGGAUUGGGAUUCGGAUUGAGAUUGGGAUUGGGAUUCGGAUUGGGAUUCGGAUUGGGAUUGGGAUUGGGAUUGGGAUUCGGAUUCGGAUUCGGAUUCAGAUUCGGAUUCGGAUUCGGAUUGGGAUUGGCUGCGGGAUUGGGAUUGGCUGCGGGAUUGGGAUUGGGAUUGGGAUUGGGAUUGGCUGCGGGAUUGGGAUUGGGAUUGGGAUUGGGAUUGGGAUUGGGAUUGGGAUUGGGAUUGGGAUUGGGAUUGGGAUUGGGAUUGGGAUUGGGAUUGGGAUUGGGAUUGGGAUUGGGAUUGGGAUUGGGAUUGGGAUUGGCUGCGGGAUUGGGAUUGGGAUUGGGAUUGGGAUUGGCUGCGGGAUUGGGAUUGGGAUUGGGAUUGGGAUUGGCUGCGGGAUUGGGAUUGGGAUUGGGAUUGGGAUUGGGAUUGGGAUUGGGAUUGGGAUUGGGAUUGGGAUUGGGAUUGGGAUUGGGAUUGGGAUUCGGAUUCGGAUUCGGAUUCGGAUUGGGAUUGGGAUUCGGAUUCGGAUUCGGAUUGGGAUUGGGAUUGGGAUUGGGAUUGGGAUUGGGAUUGGCUGCGGGAUUUGCUGCGGGAUUGGGACUGGGAUUGGCUGCGGGAUUGGGAUUGGGAUUGGGAUUGGGAUUGGGAUUCGGAUUCGGAUUCGGAUUGGGAUUGGGAUAGGGAUUGGGAUUCGAAUUGGGAUUGGGAUUGGGAUUGGCUGCGGGAUUGGGAUUGGGAUUGGGAUUGGCUGCGGGAUUGGGAUUGGGAUUGGGAUUCGGAUUGAGAUUGGGAUUGGGAUUCGGAUUGGGAUUCGGAUUGGGAUUGGGAUUGGGAUUUGGAUUGGGAUUGGGAUUCGGAUUCGGAUUCGGAUUCAGAUUCGGAUUCGGAUUGGGAUUGGGAUUGGCUGCGGGAUUGGGAUUGGCUGCGGGAUUGGGAUUGGGAUUGGGAUUGGGAUUGGCUGCGGGAUUGGGAUUGGGAUUGGGAUUGGGAUUGGGAUUGGGAUUGGGAUUGGGAUUGGGAUUGGGAUUGGGAUUGGGAUUGGGAUUGGGAUUGGGAUUGGGAUUGGGAUUGGGAUUGGGAUUGGGAUUGGGAUUGGGAUUGGCUGCGGGAUUGGGAUUGGGAUUGGGAUUGGGAUUGGGAUUGGCUGCGGGAUUGGGAUUGGGAUUGGGAUUGGGAUUGGCUGCGGGAUUGGGAUUGGGAUUGGGAUUGGGAUUGGGAUUGGGAUUGGGAUUGGGAUUGGGAUUGGGAUUGGGAUUGGGAUUGGGAUUGGGAUUGGGAUUGGGAUUCGGAUUCGGAUUCGGAUUCGGAUUGGGAUUCGGAUUCGGAUUGGGAUUGGGAUUGGGAUUGGGAUUGGGAUUGGGAUUGGGAUUGGGAUUGGCUGCGGGAUUUGCUGCGGGAUUGGGACUGGGAUUGGCUGCGGGAUUGGGAUUGGGAUUGGGAUUGGGAUUGGGAUUGGGAUUGGCUGCGGGAUUGGGAUUGGGAUUGGGAUUGGGAUUGGGAUUGGGAUUGGGAUUCGGAUUCGGAUUCGGAUUGGGAUUCGGAUUCGGAUUGGGAUUGGGAUUGGGAUUGGGAUUGGGAUUGGGAUUGGCUGCGGGAUUUGCUGCGGGAUUGGGUUUGGGAUUGGGAUUGGGUUUGGGAUUGGGCUUGGGAUUGGCUGCGGGAUUGGGAUUGGGAUUGGGAUUGGCUGCGGGAUUGGAAUUUGGAUUGGGAUUCGGAUCGGGAUUGGGAUUGGGAUUCGGAUUGGGAUUGGGAUUGGGAUUGGGAUUGGGAUUCGAAUUGGGAUUGGGAUUGGGAUUGGCUGCGGGAUUGGGAUUGGGAUUGGGAUUGGCUGCGGGAUUGGGAUUGGGAUUGGGAUUCAGAUUGAGAUUGGGAUUGGGAUUCGGAUUGGGAUUGGGAUUGGGAUUGGGAUUGGGAUUCGGAUUCGGAUUCGGAUUGGGAUUGGGAUUGGGAUUGGGAUUGGGAUUGGAAUUGGAAUUGGGAUUCGGAUUCGGAUUCGGAUUGGGAUUGGGAUUGGGAUUGGGAUUGGCUGCGGGAUUGGCUGCGGGAUUGGCUGCGGGAUUGGGAUAGGGAUUGGGAUUGGGAUUGGCUGCGGGAUUGGGAUUGGGAUUGGGAUUGGCUGCGGGAUUGGGAUUGGGAUUGGGAUUGGGAUUGGGAUUGGCUGCGGGAUUGGGAUUGGGAUUGGGAUUGGGAUUGGGAUUGGCUGCGGGAUUGGGAUUGGGAUUGGCUGCGGGAUUGGGAUUGGGAUUGGGAUUGGGAUUGGGAUUGGGAUUGGCUGCGGGAUUGGGAUUGGGAUUGGGAUUGGGAUUGGGAUUGGGAUUGGGAUUGGCUGCGGGAUUGGGAUUGGGAUUGGGAUUGGGAUUGGCUGCGGGAUUGGGAUUGGCUGCGGGAUUGGGAUUGGGAUUGGGAUUGGGGGUUUUUGCUAG